This is a messenger RNA of Alternaria postmessia, 1968 nucleotides long. RefSeq lists its product as uncharacterized. Bases 1 to 1968 code for a protein of 655 amino acids. The record is from RefSeq and is a predicted model, not a curated record. The transcript has 2 exons. Lineage: Eukaryota; Fungi; Ascomycota; Dothideomycetes; Pleosporales; Pleosporaceae.
AUGACAGCCACGACAGCAAAUACCAAUCGGGCUUUCGACCUGCACCCUUUCUCCACGAAUCCGCUCAAGACGCGUGACGAUGUUGUUGCCGCCGUAGGUUCACUGCUGGAUCCCCUCAUUCCUGGUUUCUCUCCAGACAAUGCUUUGAUCAAGGUAGGCUCCACAGGUACACGCUUUGAUGAGACAGGUGCUCAGGUUGAGGGUUUCGCACGCCCACUAUGGGGUCUCGCAUCGCUGCUAGCUGGUGGCGGCAAGUAUCCAGCAACCGACAAGUUUGUUCAAGGCCUCAUUUCUGGCACGGAUCCUGAGAGCCCAGAAUUCUGGGGGUACAUGGAAGAUACAGAUCAGAGGAUGGUGGAGGCGUGCCCGAUUGGAUUCACGCUUGCUGUUGCGAAUAAACAGUUUUGGGAUCCAUUGACGGACAAGCAGAAGAAGAAUGUGGAGACGUGGUUAGGGAGUAUGAACGAUAAGAAGAUGCCGGAUACAAACUGGCUUUGGUUCCGCGUCUUCGCCAAUCUGGGACUCGAGAGGAAUGGGGCGAAGUGGUCAAAAGAGCAGCUAGAGAAGGAUAUCAAGCAGCUGAACACGUACUAUCGUGGUGAUGGCUGGUCCAACGAUGGACCUGACACAUAUCGCCAGAUGGACUACUACUCCGGCUCCUUUGCGAUCCAAUACCUGCAGCUCCUCUACUCUAAACUCGCCACAGACAUUGACCCGGAGCAAGCCGAAGAGUACAAGAAGCGCGCACACAUGUACGCCCUUGACUUUGUCCAUUACUUCGACCCUGAAGGCCGCGCCAUUACCUUUGGUCGCUCGUUGACGUAUCGAUGGGCCAUGGUAGCCUUUUGGGGCGCCGUCGCCUACGCCGACCUCGAGCUUCCUGAACCUCUUUCCUGGGGCGUAGUUAAGGGAAUUUGGAUGCGCAAUUUACGUUGGUGGACAACGCAACACGACAUCUUCCAGUCCAACGGCAUGCUCACAGUGGGCUACUCGUACCCCAAUUACUACCUAGCCGAGAACUACAACUCGCCGCAAAGUCCAUACUGGUGCAUGCUCGCCUUUGCUUGUCUCGCAGUCCCAGAGUCACAUCCCUUCUGGUCUGCUAAAGAAGAGCCACAUCCUUUUGCCAACACCCGCGUUGUGCGUUCGCUCCCUCAUCCACGUCAAAUCGUUUGCCGGUCCGGCGGCCACACCUUCCUCCUCUCGAGCGGUCAGUCUUGCCACUACGCUAUCAAGAACAGCAACGCCAAGUACGGUAAGUUCGCCUACAGCGCCGCCUUUGCAUACUCUGUUUCCACUGGUUACCAGGAACUCGAACAAUUCGUGCCAGAGUCGCAACUCGCCUUCUCUGACGACGGGGGCGAGCUGUGGAAAAUGCGGAGGGCACUUAACGGUGAUUCGCGGAUUGACGAUCGCGAUGGAGUGCCUGUAUUGGUGUCGAGCAUGAAGCCAUGGAGUGAUGUGGAGAUAACAUCGUAUCUGAUCCCGCCAGCCGAGGAUACACCAAACUGGCAUCUGCGCGUCCAUCGUGUGAUUUCGGGUCGAGACGUCAAGAGCGCAGAAGGCGCAUGGGCUGUGUACGGCGCACGCGAGUCUGACGGUCGCCUCCUCACUGAAUGGAACGGUACACUGCGUAAAUUAGAUACCUCAGUCCCCGAAGGCGCCUCCUCAGACCAUGCAUCCGCCUUCGCAGCCUCGCCCCGUACAGGCGCAGUCGGCAUCACGGAUAUCUACCAGAGCCAACGACAGGGUAGUGUAAUCCUGGCUGAUGCGAACAGCAAUCUUGUCGAGAGUAGGACGGUGCUGCCCAUUGUGCAAAAGGAUAUUAAGAAAGGGGAAACUGCGUGGUUGGUUACGGCGGUGUUUGCUAUGCCUGCCAGUAAGGAAGGGUGGAGGGAGGGGUGGAAAGAGGGCUGGGAAAAGAGACCGGCUGUGCCUGGGUGGGUAAAGAGUAUGCUUGAGGCGUAG